Molecule: messenger RNA, 745 nt
Organism: Tetranychus urticae (two-spotted spider mite)
Lineage: Eukaryota; Metazoa; Arthropoda; Arachnida; Trombidiformes; Tetranychidae
Product: histone H2B
Cellular component (GO): nucleosome
Molecular function (GO): structural constituent of chromatin; protein heterodimerization activity; DNA binding
Source: RefSeq, a predicted model, not a curated record
UCAGUUGGUCAUCUUUUGAAAUUUGUGUAAAAUUACUUCCAUAGUAAUUUGUAUUAUUGAAAUUUUGCUUUCAUUUUUGAAUCAAGUUUAAUCAACUUAUCAUUUAGUAAUUAUGCCUCCUCAACCCUCAGGUAAAGCUGUUAAGAAAGCCGGUAAGGCCCAAAAAGCUGUACGAGCCACUGACAAGAAGAAGAAGAAGAAGCGACGAAAGGAAUCCUUCUCUAUCUACAUCUACAAAGUGUUGAAACAAGUUCAUCCCGACACUGGUAUCUCAUCCAAAGCCAUGUCCAUCAUGAAUUCCUUUGUUAAUGAUAUUUUCGAAAGAAUUGCUGCUGAGGCUUCCCGAUUGGCCCACUACAACAAGCGAUCAACCAUCACAUCCAGGGAGAUCCAAACCGCUGUCCGACUUCUCCUUCCCGGUGAAUUGGCUAAGCACGCUGUAUCAGAAGGAACCAAAGCUGUCACCAAAUACACUUCAUCUAAAUAAACAAUUCCAUCAUAAUAAUUAUCAUCAUCCUUCAUUCUUCAUCAUGAUCACCUAAUUUACCUCAUAUAACCAAAAAACGGCCCUUUUCAGGGCCAAUACAUAUUUGAGAAAAGAAGUUUUAUAAUUGCUUUCAUUUUUUGUUUUUAUCUUGAGACUUACGUUGAAAUUUAUGAUAAAUGCUUAAUUUGUUUCAACAAUUGAUUUUCACUUUUACAUUGGAAAAUAUUCUUCGGUGAUUCUUAAAUAAAAUAAUUUAUU